This is a messenger RNA of Aspergillus wentii DTO 134E9, 859 nucleotides long. Its product is annotated as SDR family NAD(P)-dependent oxidoreductase. The coding region runs from base 1 to 810 and encodes 269 amino acids. The transcript has 2 exons. Gene Ontology annotation, molecular function: oxidoreductase activity, acting on the CH-OH group of donors, NAD or NADP as acceptor. NCBI's taxonomy places the organism in Eukaryota, Fungi, Ascomycota, Eurotiomycetes, Eurotiales, Aspergillaceae. The record is from RefSeq and is a predicted model, not a curated record.
AUGGCCCUCCCAGCCUGGAACAUCCUCAAAGGCAAAACUGCGGCCAUCACAGGCGGCACCACCGGGAUUGGCCGCGCCAUUGCCCUCGAAUUCAUCCGCCAAGGCUGCAACGUCGCCAUCAACCAUCUCGGUCUGGAGAAAGAUGAAGCGCUUCGACACAGUUUACUAGACGAAGUCAAGACCCUGCGACAGGGGAGAGAGUCCGUUGGUGAUGUGCUGGAGAUAGCGGGCAACGUGACUGUUCCGCAGACGAGCGAGACACUGAUCAACGAGGCGGUUGGGCGAUGGGGGAAGUUGGAUAUUUUCGUUGCCAAUGCGGGUGUUUUUAAACAGGCUGAGCUACUCAAAAUCGAACCUGAGCUUCUGGACCAGAGCAUCGACGUCAACAUCAAAGGCGCAUUUUACUCCUGCCAAGCAGCAGCCCGACAGAUGGUUAAACAAGGCCAUGGAGGAUCUAUCAUUGGUAUUUCCUCUGUCAGCGCUUUAGUCGGCGGUGGUCUGCAGACACACUAUACACCGACCAAAGCUGCAAUCCUCUCCAUGAUGCAGUCAAUGGCGAUUUCACUGGGCAAAGAUAAGAUCAGAUGCAAUGCUCUUCUUCCCGGUACGAUCAACACGCAGCUAGCGGAUCAUGAUAUGAAGAACCCGACGAAAAAGGCUGCCUUGGAGGCUAGAAUCCCUCUUGGUCGGAUUGGCAGUCCGGAGGAUAUGGCUGGGCCAGCGGUGUUUUUGGCGUCGGAGGAGAUGAGUCGAUAUGUGAAUGGGGCGCCUCUAUUGGCUGAUGGAGGCAUGUUUGUGAAUCUGCAGUAGACUUACUAGGACUAUAUAUUAUAAACUGAUAUGAACAUUUACAUCGCUU